UCCAACCUAAAAUAAACGUUGAUUCAUUAGUACGAUAAAGCGAUUUAAACAUUUUUUUGCAUUUAUCAUUGAACGAUAAUCAUUUAUUUUUCAACAACGUUCAACAGCGAACGAUAUUGUUAUGCAUGUUAAUACGUUAAAUAUUUACAAUGUGAUUAAUCUACGAAGUGAUAUAGUGAACAAGGAAAAGAAAUGUACAAGUUAAACAAUCUACUAUUCUUUUACUAUUUUGCAGUUGUUACUGUUUUUGCUGAUACACCUGUAGUGAAUGACAAUAUUUGCAUAUUUCGUGAACCUGUUUUUAGUGUUUUCACUUACAACUUUACCAGUCUUAUAAGUCCUACAAAGGAUGCUAUUGUAAAUGACGAAAGUUUAAAUGUAACUGUACGUUUACAAUUAUGUUCUGCACUAAAACAAAAAUGCAAUGGAAAAGAUGGGUAUGGAAUUUGUUUAGUGAAAAACGAAAAAGAAAAAGGAAUAGGAAAAAUGCCCCCAGCGGUAAAUAUAACAAAUGGAAGAAUAAUGUUUGUAUUCACAGGUGAUGACUGUACAUCUGAUACUAAAUAUACUGUAAAUAUUAUUAUGAAAUGUGAUUAUAAAGCUGGAAACAAUUCUCUUCCGGAAUUAUUUCCUCAGACAUUAGAAGGAUGUAACAUAUAUAUGAUAUGGAAAAGUGUUCUUGCUUGUGGACCUCGAAUUAAAGGAAAUUGUACAGUAACAGAUAAAGGAUUGCAUUAUGAUUUAUCACCUUUAACGAAAUAUUCAGACAAUUAUUUUGUUAGAAUAGAUAAAACAUCUCCAAAAAUUAUAUUAAAUAUUUGUCAUUCUGUAAUAUUUGAAUACAAAGCCCUGUGUCAGUCGCAUUCUGGAGCUUGUUUACAGAAUUCUUCAUUCAAUGAAUAUGUGAAUUUGGGCGAUAUUCAAAACCCACCCUUUGUAACAGAUUCUGGAGAACUUAAACUUGAAUAUCAGGAUGGAGAUCUGUGUAAAGUGAGAAGUAUUUCAGUACCACAUAUUAAGACUUCUAUCACUUUUAAAUGUGACUUCGAAGCUAUGAAUACAGAUCCAGAAUAUAUUGGAGGAAGUGAAGAGUGUCACUAUCAAAUAAUGUGGAGAACUGCAGCAGCUUGCAGUGUGGAAUCUUUACGUAAUCGUAGUAUAGCCACUGCUGGCAAUUGUACAGUGAAUAAUCCUCUUACAAAUUUUACGUAUGAUCUACGAUCUUUAAUGAAUAAAAACUUUUAUACAAUAUCAAAAAAUGGCAUAAAAUAUAAAUUUGGUGUAUGUGAAUCACCUGUGAAUAAUUCAUGUGUGGCAGGAACAGGAAUUUGUCUUACUCAGAAUAGUACAUCUAUGGGAAAAGCUAAUACAAAUUUAAUCUGGGGAGAGGGUGGACCAUAUUUAAAUUAUACAGAUGGAGACAUAUGCGAGAAUGGAUUACAACGUUAUACAAUUAUUGCAUUUUUAUGUGGAGCAGAAGGAUCUCCAGAUAAGCCACUUAUUAUGGAACAAAAUGCUUGUCAAUUGAUUAUACAUUGGAACACUAAUUUAGUUUGUGAAAAAAGGGUGAAAUGCGCGACAGAAGAUGACGAAAUAAAUUUAAGUUCAUUGAUAAAAUCUGCCAAUAACUAUAUUGUAAAAGUAAAUAAAACUGAGUUUCAUAUAAACGUAUGCAGGCCAUUAAUUCCUGUAUCAGGUUUAACAUGUGUACAUGGCAGCGCAGUUUGCAAAGCUUCAUUAAAUUCACGUAAUGAAUAUGUAGACGAAAUCAGUUUAGGGUUUCCAAAAGAAAAUCCUAUAUUGUAUAAAAACCAUGAAACUGUGUUACGUUAUGUGGAUGGAUCUCCUUGUCCUGAAAAUCCAAAAAGAUUAAUUUCUUCAAAUUUUACGUUUCCGUGUUAUAAUAAUGGCAAGGGAUUUCCGCAAUUUAAAAGAUAUGAAGACUGCACUUACAUUUUUGAGUGGAAAACAAGUAUAACAUGUGGAGCUGCAAUGGGAAAUUGGACUUCUCCUUGCAUUAUACACGAUCAAUUACUUUCCUAUGAGUGCAAUCUAUCUCUGCUACAUAAAAAUGAAAAAGUAUACUAUGUGGAGAACAAACAAGGGAAAAAAUAUAGCAUAAGUAUAUGUGGUGGAGAAAAGAGCUGCAAUGGUUCUGCUGUAUGUGAGGGAAACAAUGGUUAUGGAACAUUAGCAAACGUAAUUUUUGAUUAUGGCAGAGAUGUUAUAAAACUUCAAUAUUCUAAUGGUAGUAAAUGUGUAAAUAGUAAGUAUGCAGCGUAUAUUGUGUUAAAUAAUAAUGAUUAUAAAUCAGUUAUGUUAUUAUUAUUAUUAUAUCAAUUAGGCUCCUACACAUCCGAAGUACGAUUUAUAUGUAACGAAUCUAUAGGAAUUGGCACACCAAAGCUGUUAUGGGAAUCACCGUGCAGUGCAGAAUUCGAAUGGCAUACAAAUGUAACUUGUACCUGCCAAUCAAACUCUCAACAACCUACUGUUUCUCCAAACGCACAGGAAGAUGUACAUGAAUUGGCUCCUAGUCAUACUGGUACAAUUGCAGGCAUCGUGCUCAGUGUUAUCGCCCUGGUAGCUGCGUUGCUUUAUUUUCGAGAUCCAGAUAAACGAGCAUGUUUGCGCUCUUGCAUUAAUCCAUUUUCCUUGAAAAGAGGCAGUGGUCGCGUUCAAUACUGCAGGGUCGACACUACAGAGGAAGCUCGUCUUUUGCUAGACGUCGAUCCAACGCAGUGCCAAACAGAUAGCGACGAUGAUCUUCUGAAUGCCUAGUCAUAUCUCAUUGUUGUUGUUUAUCCGUAAAACUUUAUUUUAUCUAAGUUUCAAAACACACGAGGAAUAUAUACUCUUAUCGAACACGUGAAAUUCUUGCUUGAAACGCGUGAAAACAUGCUUCUCUGCUUUCUUUGCGUUACCAUUGGUUCCGUGCCAUAAAUUUAUUAAUAUUAAUAUUUAGGACUGUCGCGUAGAAGAAACGAUUUUAGUAAAUAUAGUUUUCGUGUUUCAAUGUAAUAAUUGAUAUCGGCUCUUGUUUCAUUUAGAACUUUGCUAACACGAGAGUUACUUGUGGAAAUAUUCAAACUAAUAGAUAUACAGAUAGGCUGAAACUGAAGAUUUCGUUUGGUAAAAUUGUAUAAUAUUUUUUACACGGAGUUAUACAUUUUCUGAACUAUCCUUGGAAAAAUAAGUUCAGUAAUUCGACUAAUAUUAUACGGUGAGGUUGUAAAGUAGAAUUAGCGUUAUAAAAUUUAUGAAUGAAAUUUGAUGAUUUUAUAGUAAUGUGAUUUGAGUCUAAAUUAAUUUUUAUGCUUCUAAGAAGCUUGUAUAUAUUUUAAGUUUGUUUAAAAUAGAUAUGUUUUAUUUCUAACUGUAAUAGGAGAUAGUCUUCUAAGAAAUCAAAAUUUUUAAUAAAGCAAUUGGAUUAUUUCAUGAUAUUAAAUUACCAAUUGAAACACUGUACUUAUGUACUCGGGAAAUUUAAUUUUCUUCUUAUUUUUCUGUUUGAAAACUACUGAAGGAAAGCUCAAAGAAAGUUUUCAAAAGAUAAUCUUUCCUUUUUUGGUUUCUAUUCUGUGACAAGAUUUUUGUUACCUUCUAUGGUACGGAAUUUAUACAUAACAUUUAUUUUGAUAAUUAAGAGAAAACAAUGUUCUUUACAAUGAAAUUAAUAUAAAGCUUCUUAAAUAUUUUGUGAUUGAUAUAAAAUAUAAAGCAUUCCAGUAUAUUUUUGAAAGAAGAUUAUAUUUUAUAUUAGAAUAUCAAGAAUCAAUUUGAAGCUUUUCGUAUACAAGAAAGGAAUUUCCAAAAUUCAUUAAAAAAUUAACGAUGUAUUUCAAACAGAUCUACUAACGAAUAUUCUAUAUGAAAUGCAAUAUACAUAUAGCAGUAUCGUAUUAUACGCAGUUAAUAAAAUUUGAAAUAAUUGAAUAGAAAUUCUAAUAUCGCUGGAUCUCUUGUCAUCAACAAUAUUGCGCUUGUGAUUUAUGUAAUAUUUGUUUUUUAAAUGUCAUUAUAUCGAUAAUAUUGACGGAAAUAUUUUAUUGUAAUUUACCAACCGAACAAUUGUAGCAUAGUUUGCAAAGCUUCUUUAUAGUUCUUUAUUUUGUGAAAUAUGUAAUAUGUUAGUUAAUUAUUUUAUCGAUGUAUCUUUGUCGAUUAUAAAAAUAUGUAAUUCCAAAGGGGUACUUAAUCUGUAUCUGCAACAAUGUUUUUAAACGAUGUGUCUAUAAAUAAAAUCUUUUAAUCAUUG
Bombus pyrosoma is the source of this 4258-nucleotide messenger RNA. It is a transcript of the gene Lerp, whose product is annotated as cation-independent mannose-6-phosphate receptor. The coding region runs from base 193 to 2781 and encodes 862 amino acids. Gene Ontology annotation, molecular function: D-mannose binding; signaling receptor activity. NCBI's taxonomy places the organism in Eukaryota, Metazoa, Arthropoda, Insecta, Hymenoptera, Apidae. Gene Ontology annotation, biological process: lysosomal transport. The record is from RefSeq and is a predicted model, not a curated record. The transcript is spliced from 15 exons.